Molecule: messenger RNA, 594 nt
Organism: Eruca vesicaria subsp. sativa (arugula)
Lineage: Eukaryota; Viridiplantae; Streptophyta; Magnoliopsida; Brassicales; Brassicaceae
Source: the annotation of a GenBank genome assembly
AUGACGAGUUUCCCGGUGAGAUUUGACAACGUUGACCAGUUACUGGUGAAAUUUAGCGAUGCUGACAAGUUCCCGGCAAGAUCUGGCGAGGCUGACGAGUUCCCGGGUGGAGGGAUCAUGCUGCUAUUUCUGCGACCAACUCGCAGAUUAUGCUAUUCCUCUAUAGCCUCCACUGUUAUUGCCUCCAGCUUUCACGCUCCAGCUGUAUCCAAUAAUCAGGAGGAAGAGCCUGCCCUUUUCAAACUUAAAUCUGAGCGAGACCCUGCGAAGCUAUUCAACCUCUUUCAAGCUAAUGCCACCAACCACUUGGUCUUUGAAAAUCAUUUUGCUUUUGAAGACACCGUUUCUAGAUUAGCCAGGGCACGUCGGUUUGAUUUCAUCGAGAAGCUACUGGAGAAUCAGAAGACCCUUCCACAAGGUAGGCACGAGGGCUUCGUUGUAAGGAUUAUUAUGUUAUACGGCAAGGCUGGGGUGACUAAUCAUGCCCUCGAUACUUUCUACAAUAUGGACUUAUACGGCUGUAAGAGGACUGUUAAGUCCUUCAAUGCCGCACUUAAAGUCUUAACUUUGAAACCUGAUCUCCGCACCAUCUAG